GAAGAUCCAAUCUCGACGACCUAUUCUUCCCCUUUCGUUUCCGAAUUCUUUUUCGGCUUGUGUUUUCUGUUGCCAUGGAGAUUUACGGUAUUCGAUCUCAUGGUGUUUUCGUCUUUAGCUGCGAAUUCGUCCGUCGUUUUCGAUUUUUUUUGGCAGUAAAUUGUACUUGUGAACUCAAGCUAUUGUUCGUACUGUUUGAUUUUCCGAUUCUGGUUGAAAUCUAGAAGAUCCUUAACUGAUUCGUGAUCGGAUUUUGUUUGCAAUUCGGGUAGAAUCUAUAAGGGUUGGAAAGCACAAUAGAAAAGUCUGGGUUAAAUCGUAUAUAAUAUUACGAUUGUAUCCUUAUAGAAUCUUGUGGUACCGGGUUCGUGGCGUGAUCUGUUGCUGCGGAGUGAUGUAUUUCGGCAGAUUCUUUCGGUUUCGUUUGGAAUCCCGGGGAAUCAAACAAUGAAUCGUGGUGGAUCGAAGAAUGGGUUAAAUUUUGUGUUCUAAGAUCUGUUUAUUUUCCUGGUCGAUCGGAUAUGGUGGAAUUAUGUAAAGGGUUUGUGCGUGUAGAAGCAACUAGUAUGGUGACCGAGACAAGGGCUAAUGUGACAUUGGAGUGCUCUGAUGGUGUCGUGUUGGGUUUGGGAUGCGAUUCUUGACCUUACGGAGCCUGGAUAGACUCGGUCCUUGAUAUGAUCAGUUCACGUGUUUGAAGUAAAUGGUCUGUUUAUCGGGGUUUUCUCGUGGAGGGAAGAGGGCAUGCUGGUGAUAGGUCGGGAGAGCUUGGUUGAAUGGAUUUCGAGAAGAUUUUUACUUUGGAAUUGGUGUGUCGGAUUACGGAGGUAAUCUGGUGUGUGCCGUGUGGUGAAUGUUGGCAGGUAAUGGUGGGGUUGGUGUGAUUGUAUUGCUGGAGUUGGUGAUUAGGGCAUGGAUUCACGUAGCAUGAGCAGGAGUCGAAGUCGGAGCAGAAGCCCGAUAAAUCGGAGGAUGAGAUCUGAACGGUCUUCUUACCGUAAUGCUCCUUAUAGAAGGGAGUCACGUCGUCCUUUCAGCCAAGGGAAUCUCUGCAACAACUGCAAGCGACCAGGACAUUUCGCAAGAGACUGUCCUAAUGUUUCUGUAUGUAACAACUGCAGUCUUCCCGGGCACAUUGCAGCAGAAUGCACCGCCCAAGCCCGAUGCUGGAACUGUAGAGAACCGGGACAUGUUGCUAACAGCUGUCCUAACGAGGGAAUCUGUCACUCCUGCGGGAAAUCUGGACACCGAGCUAGAGACUGCCCUAACCCCGAGCCCCGUUCAGGAGACUCACGGCUUUGCAACAACUGCUUCAAGCUUGGUCAUCUAGCCGCCGACUGCACCAACGACAAAGCCUGCAAGAACUGUAGGAAAACCGGUCACAUAGCCCGUGACUGCCAUGAGCAGCCUGUCUGCAACAUCUGCAACAUCUCGGGCCACAUGGCAAGACAAUGCCCGAAAGGCGACGGUGACAGAGGAGGAGGCGGGUUCAGGAGCGGUGGAAUGAGCCGUGAUAUCGUGUGCAGGAACUGUCACCAGAUGGGUCACAUGGUUCGGGAUUGUGUGAGCCCUUUGAUAAUCUGUCACAACUGCGGCGGCCGCGGUCACAUGGCUUACGAGUGCCCGUCCGGUCGGAUCGCUGACCGCGGUUUCCGCCGGUACUGAAAACUCUUUCGAGUUCUCCAAGUUGGGGACUGAUAUUUCGCGAUCUUAAGAUUCAGUUCUGUUUUUGUCGGAGUUUUGAGCUUGAAACGUAUUUUGGGUUUUGCCUUGUGUUAUUUAUUUUUAUCUUGUUUUCUUUUGCUGUUUUUUCUUUGGUUCUUUUGAGAUGUUACUUGCGUUGUACGGUUCAUGUAUCAUAUAUAUAUAUAUAUAUAUGUUUGUCCU
Molecule: messenger RNA, 1887 nt
Organism: Tarenaya hassleriana
Lineage: Eukaryota; Viridiplantae; Streptophyta; Magnoliopsida; Brassicales; Cleomaceae
Product: zinc finger protein GIS2-like
Exons: 3
Coding region: 913-1665 (250 amino acids)
Molecular function (GO): nucleic acid binding; zinc ion binding
Source: RefSeq, a predicted model, not a curated record